UAGUGGCUUCCGUCUUCCCGCCCUCGGUGUCGGUGUGAGCGGAGCCGGGAGCAGGGCGGCGGGGAAGGGGGAAGGUUUAUUUGCGGGGUGCAGUUGCAGAGAUGGUGUCGCUGCUGCCGCGCAUCGAGCGGCUCUCGUCGCGGGUGGUGCGGGUACUGGGCUGCAAUCCGGGGCCCAUGACUCUGCAGGGCACCAACACCUACCUGGUGGGCACCGGGUCCAGAAGAGUCCUUAUUGACACUGGGCAGCCAAAUAUUCCUGAAUAUAUUGGCUGUUUAAAGCAGGCACUGUCAGAGUUCAGCAUCUCAAUUCAAGAAAUUUUAGUGACACACUGGCAUCACGAUCACGUCGGUGGAAUAGCUGAUAUCUGCGAAAACAUCCCUAAUGACUCCGAAUAUCGCAUCAGUAAGCUUCCUCGUGUCCCUCACCGUGAAGAAAGUAUAAGUGGAGGACAUAAAUAUUUUUAUCUUAAAGAGGGAGAUGUGGUACGGACAGAAGGAGCCACACUCAGAGUUUUAUAUACGCCUGGACACACUGAUGAUCAUAUGGCUUUACAUCUAGAAGAAGAAAAUGCUGUGUUUUCUGGUGACUGUAUUUUAGGGGAAGGAACAACAGUAAUUGAAGACCUGCAUGAUUACAUGAAAACUUUGGAAAGGUUGUUACAAAUGAAACCAGAUUUAAUAUAUCCAGGUCAUGGCCCAGUAGUACGUGAUGCAAAUACUAGAAUCCAAGGCUACAUUUCUCACCGAAUUGCACGUGAACAGCAAAUUCUGAAUGUUUUCCAGCAGAAUGUUGGAAAAUCAUAUACAUCCUCAGAGCUUGUGAAGAUAGUAUACAAGGAGAUCCCUGAAAAUUUACUUGGAGCAGCAGAAAGUAACCUCCUAGUCCACUUGAAGAAGUUGGAGAAAGAAGGAAAAGUGUUACAUGAGGGCUCUCCCAACCUCAGAUGGAAAAACAAUUUAUAAGUUACACAAGAUUGCUCAAGAAUAUUUUAAAUCUGCACAGUUGCUGCAUGAAAAAAUAAAAUUAUGAGCCCAGACAACAAGCAAAAUCACAACUAAUUCUUCCUUUUUUUUCUUUUUUUUUUAAAUUCUAACAAAUGUAAAGCAUCUAACAGUCAGUUAAUGGUUUGCAUAUUAUUAUUUUGGGAAUUUUAAAAAUAACCUGGUAGAUACUGAGUUAAUAAAAUAGAAUGAGAGCAAAGAGCUGAAUGUUACCUCUGUUAUAAAAGAAGCAGCAUUAUCAUCAGUGGCGGAAGACAAAUAGCAAGGUCUUAAAAACUGAAUAUUACAAUAUUAUAAAUGUAAUGAAUCAGAUAUAUUAAAAAUCUCUAGUAAAAAGAAUAGAAAAGAUGUUAUUCUGAAUCUGUUCUCAUUUGCUUGUGCUUUUCAAAAACUGAUUUUCUAAUAAGCUAUCUGUACAUUCUAAAAACCAAGUUAUUUUUGUUAACAAAUGUAAAUACUGGGGUUUAUAUUCCUUUUCUGAUUUAGCUGCCUGUGCACAUAUUUGCUGGUUGCUCACUGCAGUAGGUUUGAAAAAAAACACUGAAAGUAAUUCCACACUUCUCUGUUUUCUGGUGGAAACACCACUUCUAUGGAAUUCAUUCAAAGGAUUCAUUAAUUUUUACUGAUCAAUGUCAAAAAACACAGAGUUGAAGCAGACUUUUAAAUUCUUUAUAAGACUCUGCAAGAAUGUAAUUCAAAAGCUGUAUAAAUUGAGAUGUAUAUGCACCAUAUAAAGUUAAGUUUGUCUAUUGCUCUCUAACUAGCAGCUUCAAGUUUUGCUGUUAAAUCCAUUUAAACUACAAAUAUUUUAACAAAAGGUUGUAUUUGAUUGUAAGAUACUGUAUAAUGUAUUAAAAUACAAUGAAGAUUAAUUUAAACUGCAAGUUCAGUUCUCUGUGUAGCUUAAACUUUCAGAGGUGUAUAAAUAUUUGCAUUACUUUGUAUUCAAACGUGUGUGAAGUUUUUAUGAUACAUACACAUCUUUUAAUGCUAGCUCAACCUUAGGAAAAGCAAAACUAAAAAAUACUCAAACAAGCAAAAAAACACCAACAAAAAAUACAGAUAUGGUGUGUUUGAAAGCACCAGUGACAAUUAUAUGUCCUUGAAAAUCCUUGAAAACCUUUCACCAUUCAAUCCUGUACCCUGGUCUGUCAAACAUGCAUAUGGUUGCAUAUUUAAGGCAUGUCUUAAUUAUUAUCAUUAUUUUAUGAAUUUGAUGGCAUUUAUGCUGAUCAGCUGAGCCAAAUCCAAAACACAGAUACUCCCAGGAACAGCAAUCUAGAACUGAAAUCAUAAUCUGAAGUAGUAACCAGACUGAGGCUACUCAGUCCUCCCCUGAGGAGGGGAAAUAAUAACUUUCUGCUCUAUAAAAUUAGGCUUUUUGCAAAGUUAAUCGAUUUGAUUUUUGGUCACAUCAUGACUCUUGCUCCCUUUGAACUUCCUGUGCAGUGCCAUUUUGGGGUGUUUUUCAGGUCUCCUGGUUUUUCCUCCUCUUGUGUUUUCUGUUUACCUUCAUUUCCCAUCUCGGCCACUUUUUUGUGCCCCUUCUCCCACAAACCUUACAUUUUUUCAAUUCCUUUUGGAUUAUUUCUCUCUUCAUAAUUACUCAGAAAUUUUCACAUGGACUUCUUGCCAUUACUAAUUGCUGUUUUCCUGUAGCCAUUUCAUGAAUUUAUAAUUACCUCUUUGAUUGUUAGGAAUAAACAUGGAAUUAUCACUGUGGGGUUUUUUUAAAAACUGAAUUCAUAUGCUCUGAAUGAUGUCAUUUUGCUUCAGGAAAACAGAAAUAUCCAUGAAAUGGCAGUUUGCUGUCAUGAGAUCUAAAAACCUAAGCCAGCAGGAAACUGGUGUGAAGUGGUGAUGCCUCAUGAACUUUCUGAGCUAAUGAAGAAAUUUGCUGGUAGGCACGAUAUCUUCUGUUUUACUGUGCUUCGUCUUUAAAUACACAGAAAUGGCUUUAGACUUCAGUUAAAGUACUGUUGGGACUUGCAGGCGGCAAAAAAAGCAAGAGGAUACAUAUCAGAAAAUUCCAUGUUCUGCUUUGUGCUGUAGCAAACCGAUGACACUCUCAAAUAAUGAGUGAAAUUGCAGUUUAACCAGCCUUGCCAUUAAUGAUCGUGUAUGGUGUCUCUGGAAUUUUAAAAGCAGAAAUUGCACUAAGAUGUAUAUACAAAAAAAGAUAUUUACAUCAGCUGUGACAUGUUGUGAAAGUCUUGGGACUCCUUGUUGAUUAUGAGAUAAUGAAUCAGAAGGAGUGUUUGCUUAUUUAAAAAUAGAGUGGUAAUGUAAGCUAAAUGUCAUGUAUGUAUAAAAAUGGGGAUUAGCCUUUUUACAUCCCUGACAUGAAUACAUUCAUCUGUGCAGAAUGCAUUAAAAGUUAAGAAUAAAAA
Molecule: messenger RNA, 3394 nt
Organism: Strigops habroptila (Kakapo)
Lineage: Eukaryota; Metazoa; Chordata; Aves; Psittaciformes; Psittacidae
Gene: LACTB2
Product: lactamase beta 2
Exons: 7
Coding region: 102-965 (287 amino acids)
Cellular component (GO): mitochondrial matrix
Molecular function (GO): RNA endonuclease activity; single-stranded RNA binding
Source: RefSeq, a predicted model, not a curated record